Anopheles coustani is the source of this 1311-nucleotide messenger RNA. RefSeq lists its product as uncharacterized. Bases 1 to 1311 code for a protein of 436 amino acids. Lineage: Eukaryota; Metazoa; Arthropoda; Insecta; Diptera; Culicidae. The record is from RefSeq and is a predicted model, not a curated record. The transcript has 8 exons.
AUGCGCAACAACAGAUGGAUAAUCCUGGUUGGGGUAAUACAUUCUCCGAUCGUCUACGUCGUCAUGGGUUCCUCGAUGCCAGUCGAACGGCAGGAGCGUGCAGCAUUGGCAUUUCCCGUUGGUGGAUCCAUGGGAUAUCUCCUUGCCAUUGCCAUUCCGUUGCUCGUGCCUGACCGAAACAUCUACCUUUCCCACAACUUCGAGGCAAACUACGGUGUUCCGACGAACGCCACACAAUACUCCCUCUGGUACCAGCGCUUCAAGGAUAACAGCUUCAACCUAACCAAAGCGAUCGAGACGAACAGACGCCAUCGUAGGCAGGCAGGAUUUAGCAGGACUUAUUUCUACGGCCAGCUGGAGGAGCGGAUGGAGCUGUACGGAUUGAAUUCGUCUGGGUGCAUGCAGCGUAUCAUCUGCGAAUUGACCGAACUCCCCCUCCCCGAGCAUAAUGGUGUGGUUGGGGAUGUGAUAAGUGUGAUCUUCAGUCCAUCGUCAUCCAUGGACGAGGAUCUGCCGGUGGAGUAUUUCAAAGCGGAAGCGAGCGGUGCAAACGAUGGAUGCGAACGGUAUCGGAUGUUUUGUAGCACCAAUCUGCUCCGCCUGAUAUCCACCUCGCAUCUGGAACCGUUCCUCGAAAAGAUGUUAGCCUGUCGGAGUUGCUUUAUCGUGCUAGGAGUAUGCGUGCUCACAAUGGCCGUAGGCCAAACGAAUCCAGCCAACGACGUCGUCAAAAGUCGUCAAAAACGUAUCGCAUUCCCGCUUAAUGCAGCGAUGGGGAUUAUUUUCGCCAUUGCCGUACCGCUCGGCAUACCGGAUAGGAACAUUUUCAUGUCGUACAACUUUGAAGGCAACUAUAACAAUCCCGCGGAUGCUAACAUUUUCUCCGAGGGCUUUGCAAACUACAUCAAAGGUAUUGUGGAACCGCUGACGGCACCAUCGCGCCCCGUGGAGUCCUACGGCAUCAGGAAGCGAAGUGCGGAUAAACGAGAUGAUCUAAUACCGGUAACUGCACAGAUAACACGUCGUCAGAUUUACAAAAUGUUACGAAAGCAGCUAAAGGGCCAACAUUUUCACGGGAAAAAGUGCCUACUGCGAAUGAUCUGUGACGCAGCGCUGCAUCCCUUCCGGGAAACGAAUGGAGUGAUCGGUGAUCUAGUGCAGAUCAUGCUAAGUCCUUCCUCAUCAAUGGAUGAAAAUCUACCCAAAGAGUACCUUCUGGCGGAGGUGGCGGGAAGUAAUGGUUCAUGUGAUCAGUACCGAACGGAUUGCCCAAAAGACCCACUUGAGUUCGUAAGUUUUUUGUCGGAAUAA